ACAGAAUCUUAGUUCAAAAUUAAUUUACCAUGGCCUUGGCGUAGAAUAACUUCGGUGUCGUGGAGUACGGUUAUCUAAAAAAAAGUUGAAUUUUCUUAUCAAGGCGGUUUACUGCUACUUAUAAGUUUGAAGUAGGUUAACGGCAUAGUUCUGAUAGAGGGUUGCAUCAAAUUACAGCUUUUACAGAGAAUAGACGAGGGCAGACAGAACAUUGUGAAAAAAUAAUAAGUAGGAAGGCUACAUUUCACUACAAACAAAUUAUGAUUAAGAUCAUGAAGUUGUAAAACCGUAAGGCAAAUUACCUCAUAACUUAACCAAAAUACUAUAUGAUUGGAUUUUAACCGUGUUAUUUGGAGUGGAAAGAUCGCGUAGAUACACAUGUAAAAAAGAACUGCUUUUCUUGAUCGCACCUGAGUGUUAUUACCUUGACGGACAGCUGAAUUUGUUUGUCGCGUUACGUAGGAUUAUAGGUUAUUAAAUUCACAAAGAUAUUCGACGGGAAAUCAAGGUAUAUGUGCUAUUGACACUUAUCACCCACAUAUAUUAUACACGAGUCUUGUAUGUGAAAAAAAAAACCAACUGAUCAGUCGUUGAAGAAACGUUGGUUAUUAUGAUUAGACAACAACAGUUUAUUUAAAGUUCCGUGUGUAUCUUGAGAGGAUUACAAUGUGUUGCAUCCUUUAGUAAAAUUUGCUCGUAAAUAGUGAUGUAUUUUAUGUUGCAACUGAUUAACUGACAAGUAUUGACUUUUGAACGGGGACAACGAGGUUAAAGGUGUUUAUUUUUCAAUACACAUGCAAUCAACGAUUCGUUGAGAAAUCUACAUGAUCAAUUAAGUUUACCUGUUUGUUAGCAAGCAAGGUGCAAUAAACACACUACUAUCUUACUGCAGUGGGAAAGGAAAGAGAGGAAAAUUCGUUAUUUUAUUAGUUGUUGUGUAUUUAAUUUGAUCAGAAUUAUUUUAAUUGGAUGCACAUCUUUUGACGUACGUAGAAUUGUUGAGCACAACAGUCAAAAUGUGUGAGAGUAUUACGGAUUGGUUUCAUAAUAUGUCUACUAACGAUAUCAACAAUGUGUCCACAACUUCUAAUGCUGGGCAAAACGGAAUAGAGGAAGACUUUCAUCAGGAUGUCUUCAGUGAUCAGUACUACGGUUCUCCCGACAGUUCUAUGAAACAGUCUGCAAGAGAACAGAAAAGAAGACCUAAGCCAAAAGAUGGAUCAUUACUUGUGUGUGGUGUCUGUGGAGACAAGGCACUUGGAUAUAACUUUGAUGCCAUAACUUGUGAAUCAUGCAAGGCUUUCUUCAGACGUAAUGCUCUCAAAACUAAGGUAUUCACCUGCAGCUUUGAUGGAAAUUGUAAGUUGGACACACACACACGGAAGUUUUGUUCGGGUUGUCGACUGAAGAAAUGCUUUGAUAUAGGCAUGCGUAAAGACUGGAUCUUAAGUGAUGAACAACUUGCCAAGAGAAAAACAACUACAAAGCCUGAAAAGAAUGUUUGCAUCAACAAAAAUAAACAAAGAAAGAUCGAAGAUUCCCCAGGAAGCACUGAGGAUGUUUCAACGACUUAUAUGUCCGAGGACUCCAAUAAGAGCCCUAUGGAUGAUCUGUCCCCACUUAAAAGUGAUCUAGAGGACGAAGACUAUAUAGUGCCACUCAGUGAAGAGUACAAGAAAGAGAUUGAAAAUUUGGAAUCCCAGUAUAAAAUUGUCUUUGAUUCUGGAUAUACAGAGGAACAAGUUCAGAAACUAACCGGUGACCCUAGAUCUCCUGAUGAGCUGUUUAAUAUGACCGACAUAUUCAUACGCAGACUUAUAAAAUUUGCUAAACAUAUUCCAGAAUUCAGGGCUUUGCCUCAGGAAGAUCAGAUACAUUUACUAAAGGGUGGUAUCAUGGAAAUAAUGGUUCUGAGGUCAGCAAUGGGAUUCGAUUCCCGUGCCAUGCAGUGGAAAGUAAAAACAACUGAAGAAGGAGAAAAACGACUAGAUCCAACAGUUAUACAGAAGAACUUAGGAACGGGGAUGUAUGUUGAACAUGUCAAAUUUAUCCGCAGUCUCAAUGAAAUUACUCGUGCAAACAAAACAAUAAUGACUUUAUUAUUUGUCAUUGAACUGUUUUCAUCAGACCGACCAAACCUCAUAAAUAAAGACCUUGUGUCAAAAGGACAAGAGAAAUUCUCAGCAUGGCUGCGAGCAUAUCUUGAAUCACAAAUCCCAGUCGGUGAAGCAAAGAUUACUUACCCCAAACUUCUCAUGAAGUUGUUGGAUGUACGAAGUCUUGGUGAGUCAAGUGCUCAACUAGCCUCACAUCUAGAUAUUACAAGACUUGAGCCCUUACUGGUAGAAGUAUUCAAUUUACAGAAGUAAAAAUUUGUCAAACAGGAGAUAUUAUAUUAAACAAUGUGAGGGAAAUUUGAGUCAUAUAUGUUGGUACUUUUAAUAUUGUUUCAUGUUUAUGAUUAUAUGUUUAACGGCUCAAAUUGAAUUCAUAUGGUUAUAAAAAUCACAAAUGUUCCGGGCAUUUUAUAAAUAUGAAAUAGUGAUUUUCCAAGUCACUGGCAGCAAUAAAUUAUUAAAACUGCCUGAUAACACCAGCAUGCAUUCCAAAAAAAUGCACAAAUAAAUAUUGGCAAGGGUAACGUGCCAUUGGGCCUCUUGAUCUCAGAUGGUUGUGUAAAAGGGGCAUGUGAUACUUAGUUAAAAAAAUAAAGACAUCACACAUCGUACUAAGGAAGUAUCUCUGUCAUUUUCAGUUUUAUUUUAAAAACAUCAUAAUAUACACUCCUGUAUCAGCUGUCUCCUUGUUUGAUGUAUAUUUAUUUUGCUUUCUAAAUUUGUUGGAGGCUUAAAAGGAACACAAUCAGUGUUGUAUGAAUGAAAUUUUAAGAUAAAACAAUACAGAAAUUACUUGGAAAAUAAGGUGGUCACAAUUUUACAGAAAUGUUCAUAUCUUCAUGUUUACUUGAUAUCAGCUGAAAUCUCAGGAAAUUGUUUACCUCUUAACCUAUGCAUUCAUACUCAUUGUGAAACAUUAUCGGAAUAACUAGGUACAACUUAAGCUUAUGAGGAACCUAAUGUUGGUCAAUUUCAGAUAUUUUUCAAGACAAAAACUAGAUGUCUUUUUUCUGAAAGAACCUUAAUAUUUGUUGCUUAAAAGUUUGUUCUGAUACAGAUAAAAGGAGUAUAUUAUAGAGCAUGAAGAUGCAUAGUUAAAAUAAGCGGUCUCUAUAUACAUACAGUAACAAUGAAUUGUAACCACCAUAUUUAUAAUUCUCAGAUGUAUAUGUAUAAAUUUUUCACAUAUUAUUAGUUAAUAUUUAUACACUUCUUUAAGUUUAUAUCUGUGAAGGAUAUAAAGACACAAUAUCAAUGUGAAUAUCAUUGAAUAGAAAUAUUUAACUUCUACAUUUUUGUAAAAUACACCACAUUUAUAUGAUUCUGUAGUGAACAGUUUUAUACUUAGCUGCUUUGUUGCUUACCUUGUAAUUUUAUAAAGACAUUUUAGAACUUUUUGCUAUUGAAUCACAAAUACCUGCAUUAAUAUAGAUAAUAAAGUACAUGUACAAUUUUUUUAAUUUUUUUCCCCUAUUUCAGUAGAGUGUUUAAACAAAUAAUGGAAUCACUCAUUAUCUUGUAUAC
This is a messenger RNA of Mytilus californianus (California mussel), 3641 nucleotides long. Its product is annotated as nuclear hormone receptor HR96-like. Gene Ontology annotation, molecular function: zinc ion binding; nuclear receptor activity; RNA polymerase II cis-regulatory region sequence-specific DNA binding. NCBI's taxonomy places the organism in Eukaryota, Metazoa, Mollusca, Bivalvia, Mytilida, Mytilidae. The record is from RefSeq and is a predicted model, not a curated record. The transcript has 5 exons. The coding region runs from base 1017 to 2369 and encodes 450 amino acids. Gene Ontology annotation, biological process: positive regulation of transcription by RNA polymerase II; negative regulation of transcription by RNA polymerase II; cell differentiation.